Molecule: messenger RNA, 1933 nt
Organism: Stylophora pistillata
Lineage: Eukaryota; Metazoa; Cnidaria; Anthozoa; Scleractinia; Pocilloporidae
Biological process (GO): protein ubiquitination; ubiquitin-dependent protein catabolic process
Cellular component (GO): nucleus
Molecular function (GO): ubiquitin protein ligase activity; metal ion binding
Source: RefSeq, a predicted model, not a curated record
GGACAAUGAAGAAAACUGUCGAUACACAGAAAUAGCCAUGUCUAGAUUCUGGAUGGUCUUCCCAAAAAAGAUGGAAUUCUGUAAACGAGUAGAGUGAUCAGGGAAAGUCCCUCACGGGAAAGUCCCAACUAUUCAGUUGGAAUAAAGAUGAUUGUCGUUCUUUGAUCACCACCACAUGCCUCUCUUAGCUUACCGAAGUAUUCUACAAAUCGUGUUGGAGAAUGGUAAAGAAAAGUGGUCGAUAAUGGAAAUACAUGAAGAGCAUGGGUCGUGUAAAAGCGAGUCAUUUUGUCAACAUUUCGAGCGAAAUACCUGCCUGAUACAUUUCGCAUGCUGCGAUGAGAAAGAUUGGUAUCCUUGCCACAAAUGCCACAAUGAUGCCGUUAACGUGAAAAGGCAAGAAAUAAACAAAACAUCAGGUAAUAAUUCAGAGAAUUAUGACAUGGGGCGUAAUGGCUCAGAAGAACUGGAUUCUUUGGAGGAAGGCAGACCAAAUAUGGCAGAAACGUGCAGUGAGGCCGGAGGUGCACAAGUAGAUGCAUUAAAUGAUGAUGAAGUGGGAGCAACUGCUAUGACCUCUGAGGCACCUGGUAAACCAACCACUGCUAACCAGGACUUGCAUACCAAGAAUGACACACAUUUGUCACCUUUGGGAAAUGAGAUGGAAAAUGCGGUGGAUGGUGAAUGUGGACAAGUACAUGAGAUACCUAAGCUACUUAAGGAUGUUCAGGAACAUACACUGGCCAAAGCACAGGACGGAGAUCGCCUUAAGUGUGCAGCAUGUGACCACAUACAGUCAAAGUUUUGUCAGAAGUGUGAAAAUGAGUCGUGUGGAAAUACAUUUUCCAGUUACUUCUGUCCAGAAUGCAAACUUUUGAUUGAAACUACAGGAAAUGCAAAACUAGACCCUUAUCACUGUGGCCCAUGUGGAGUGUGCAGGUCAAACAAGGAAGAAAACUUCCAUUGUGACAAGUGUAAUGUUUGUAUGCCACUGUCUCUGAGGGAUCAUAAGUGUUUUGACAAUAGAGGUCAUGAUCCAUGUGCAAUAUGUUGGGAGGAAGUUUUUUCAGGCGCUGUUAUACUUCCUUGUUUUCAUAUGAUUCAUAAGGAUUGUGCUGUAAAACUCGUUCUCUCAGGAAGUGGCGCAUGUCCGAUGUGUCGUUGCACAAUCAUGCAGAAAGAGGAAGUCGCCAAGACGGUUAUUCAAGAAACAGGCCAGGCAUCUAAUCCCUUUAAAAGACUUCUUUGCAGCGCAGGAAGUGUUAUAUACCGAGGCUUUCGAGGCUUUCGUGAAAUAAUGGGAACAAGGCCGCCCGUCAACCACAUGGAAAUGAACAACGUUUCACAGUGAUUGAGAAUAGAAAUAUUGAUUUGCCUGUUUAGCGGCACCAGAAUACUUGUAUGUGGCCUUCGUUUUUUAUGCUGGAUUCUGGAUUAGGAGUGUUACGGGGUUGAGUGCUUGAGUUGAGUUGCAUGAAUAUCCAAUUUAGAACAUGCGCGUUCUCAGCUCACUGUAUGAUGGCAACCCGAACAAAGGACAGGAAUAAACAUUCUUGUUCCCUACCUUUUGUUAAUUUCUUUUCACCUUCGCUUAAAAAAAAAACUGCCACACUUGGCUGGUACGCUUCUUUUGAGUCCUACGAAGAUUUUUGAAAAACUGGGCUUAAUCAUUCUAUGAGUUGAAGGCUGUGCUGAAAUAUUCUAGGGGCUACCUAACUAAAGUUCUUUUGACAUUAUUAUCACUUAAUUCCACAUAUUAAACUUAGCAUCAAAAAGAAGAGGAGAGGUAAAAUGUAAAAACCCAGUUGGAAUAUUCAACAUCAUAGUACUGCAGUCAAAUGUGUCUCGGCCUGUACGAAAAAAAAAUUAAAAUACCUGCAUGUUUCGAACUUCUUCUACCCUAAUCUUAACCCUGAAUAAACCUUGAGAAAAG